UUUCCGUUCCUCUCCUCAACCGUGGAGAAUGAGUAUGAGGGAGCAUGUUGGUUCAGUGAGUACAGUAUCGAGUAUCGACCUCAGUCCCUCUCAAAUUCUGCGAUCUCCGCCUCUCCCUGACAACUCGUAUCAUCUGUCCGAUCUCCCUGCCUCUCUCUCUCUCUCUCUCUCUCUCUCUCUCUCUCUCUUCAUGUUUUAUGUUUCUGUCCAGAGACAAAAGUAGAGUGUAGAGAGAUAAAGAGCAUGGUCUUCGUAGAACAUGUCCUUGAGUCCUCUGCAACAACUAUGGCUUCCAGGGUCGUCGUUCUCAUCAUCUUCUUUCUCUGCACUGCAAGUUUCUCUUUGUCUUAUGAGCCUCGAAACCACGAAGUGGAAGCUCUGAUCAGUAUCAGAAGGGCUCUGAACGAUCCCCAUGGUGUUCUGAACAACUGGGAUGAGGACUCCGUUGAUCCUUGUAGUUGGGCUAUGAUUACUUGUUCCCCAGAAAAUCUCGUUGUUGGCCUGGGAGCUCCGAGCCAAAAUUUGUCAGGAACUCUGUCCGGAAGAAUUGGGAAUCUAACAAAUCUUCGACAAGUGUUAUUACAGAACAACAACAUCUCUGGGGAAAUUCCGGCGGAGCUCGGAAGUCUUGCCAAGCUUCAGACAUUGGAUCUUUCUAAUAAUCGGUUCUCCGGCAACGUUCCCGAGUCUCUGGGCCAACUCAACGGUCUUCAAUACAUGAGGCUGAAUAAUAACAGCUUAUCUGGAGCUUUCCCGGUGUCUUUAGCGAAAAUCCCUCAGCUUGCUUUCAUAGACCUGUCUUUCAACAAUCUCAGUGGUCCAGUCCCCAAGUUUCCCGCCAGAACAUUCAAUGUUGUGGGAAACCCGCUCAUUUGUGGAAGCCCGACCACCGAGGGUUGCUCUGGAAAACCCACUCCUAUUCCACUCUCCUCCAUAGAUUCAGCAAACGGGAAAAGCAAGGCCCAGAAACUAGCCGUUGCAAUUGGGGUUGGCCUCGGUUCCUCCUUUCUCGUUCUAGCGGUCGCCCUCUUCAUCUGGUGGCGGAAGAACCAGAAGACCCAAACAGUAUUGAACAUAAACGACAAACAAGAAGCCGGUUUGAUAAGCCUCGGCAAUCUGAGACAGUUCACGCUGAGGGAGCUCCAAGCAGCUACGGACAACUUCAGCCCGAAGAACAUUCUGGGCAAAGGAGGGUUCGGGAACGUCUACAAAGGAAAGCUAUCAGACGGUACUAUGGUUGCCGUGAAAAGGCUCAAGGACGUCAGCGGCACCUCCGGAGAGUUGCAGUUCAAGACGGAGGUGGAGAUGAUAAGCCUCGCCGUGCACCGCAACCUGCUGAGGUUGCUUGGUUACUGCGCCACCUCCAACGAGAGACUCCUUGUCUACCCUUACAUGUCAAACGGCAGCGUCGCUGCUCGUCUCAGAGCUAAACCUGCACUGGACUGGAAUACCAGAAAGAGAAUAGCUCUGGGAGCCGCGAGGGGCCUUCUUUAUCUGCACGAGCAGUGCGACCCCAAGAUAAUUCACAGAGACGUGAAGGCCGCUAACGUGCUUCUGGACGACUACUGUGAAGCCAUUGUCGGUGACUUCGGCCUGGCUAAGCUUCUCGACCAUGCCGACUCUCACGUCACCACCGCCGUCCGUGGCACCGUCGGUCACAUUGCACCGGAGUACCUAUCGACGGGACAGUCGUCGGAGAAGACUGACGUGUUUGGAUUCGGUAUUCUACUGCUGGAGCUCAUUACCGGUAUGAGAGCACUUGAGUUCGGUAAAGCCGUUAAUCAGAAGGGCGCCAUGCUUGAAUGGGUGAAGAAAAUACAGCAGGAGAAGAGGGUGGAGAUGCUGGUGGACAAGGAUUUGAGGAGCAACUACGACAGAAUAGAGGUAGGGGAGAUGGUUCAAGUGGCGCUUCUCUGCACUCAAUACCUUCCGGCCCACCGACCCAAGAUGUCUGAGGUGGUCCGAAUGCUGGAAGGCGAUGGGCUGGCCGAGAAAUGGGAGGCCUCACAGGCCCAUCAUCAUGACUCUAAUAAUAAUCAACAAAUCAAGGGUUGCUCUCUAUCCAACGAUAACAACGGAAUGGCUUGUAUUGAAGCUGCAGCACACUCUAUUAUCUCAAGACAUGAUGAUGCAAGCAUGUUAACGGCCAUGAUGGACGAUGAUGAUGAGCAUUCCUUGGACGUCCAUGCCAUGGAGCUCUCUGGUCCAAGAUGAUUAAGGGCUUAAGCGUAGAUUAAUAGUUACUAUUAAUUCUUUUCUUUUUCUUUUUCGGGGUUUUCUUUAAUUUUUUGAGAGAAACAAAAAUUAGAAGGUUAUUUUUUUUGGGUUUUUUUUGUGUAAAUAGAUAGAAUUUUAAGUUGCGGUGGGUGGGGUGCGUAUUGCGCACUGCGGCAUUGUAUAGGGGCAUGCAUAGUGAGUGGAGAAUGAGAUCAGGUGUGUUUUGCCCCACCCAAGUACAGAGUGUACGAGGGUUGAAGCUCUCAGAUCAAGGUUGUAUUUUGUACGCGAGACAGAGGAGUUGUUGAAAGCAAAACAAGGAAGUGCAAAGGAUGAUAGGUCUUGUUUUUCA
Molecule: messenger RNA, 2569 nt
Organism: Nelumbo nucifera (sacred lotus)
Lineage: Eukaryota; Viridiplantae; Streptophyta; Magnoliopsida; Proteales; Nelumbonaceae
Product: protein CLAVATA3 INSENSITIVE RECEPTOR KINASE 3-like
Biological process (GO): protein phosphorylation
Molecular function (GO): protein kinase activity; ATP binding; protein binding
Source: RefSeq, a predicted model, not a curated record